Molecule: messenger RNA, 1272 nt
Organism: Prunus persica (peach)
Lineage: Eukaryota; Viridiplantae; Streptophyta; Magnoliopsida; Rosales; Rosaceae
Exons: 2
Coding region: 210-956 (248 amino acids)
Source: RefSeq, a predicted model, not a curated record
CUAAUUUUUAUUCACCCAAAUCACUCACUCCACACAACAUAACACAAAAACCACACCCGUAUUACACUUGGACUCUCCCUCUUUUUCUUACCUUGCUCUUUGAACCUCCCUUGAAGAAGGAGAAGAAGAAGAAGAAGAAGAAGAAGAAGAAGAAGAAGAAGAAAACUAAAAGAGGGCUUUCUUUUUUCUGUUUCUUUUGAUUAUUAAAAAUGCAGGAAAGAGUUCUUGAUUACAUUUUGGUACCGGCAGGCCUCCUAGUUAUGGUGGCAUACCACCUUUGGCUUCUCUAUCGAAUUAUAAUGCAACCAAAUAAUACCAUCAUCGGCAUCAAUUCCAUCAACCGCCGCUUCUGGGUCUACGCUAUGAUGGAGGAUGCGCCAAAGAAUGGUGUUCUUGCGGUGCAGACACUGCGAAACAACAUAAUGGCAUCGACCCUUUUGGCCUCGACGGCCAUUAUGCUCAGUUCUCUCAUUGCCGUGUUGAUGACAGGUGGCAGCAAGGAUCGAAAGGCGUUUUUCGUCUUCGGAAACAGAAGCGAGCUCGCGUUUUCCAUCAAGUUCUUUGCCAUAUUGGUCUGUUUCUUGGUGGCUUUCCUGUUCAAUGUGCAGUCCAUAAGAUACUACAGCCACGCGAGCAUUCUCAUCAACGCCCCCUUCAAAAAGAUGUCACCGCAUCACAAGCAUCAUUAUCUCACAGCAGAGUAUGUCGCCAACACUGUCAACAGAGGCAGCUAUUUCUGGUCCUUGGGCCUCCGUGCCUUCUACUUCUCUUUCCCUCUGUUUCUGUGGAUCUUUGGGCCCAUUCCCAUGUUCGUGUCCUGCUUUGUUUUGGUCAUCAUGCUCUAUUUCCUGGAUGUCACCUUUCAGUUUGGAUGGGUUGUUGGGGUUGCCGAUGAGGAGGAGCACAACAGCCUUAACAAGGAUGAGGAACAAGGCAUUUCAUUACCACAUCGUUAGCAUUUUAAUUAGCAUAUUACAACAUCAUUAGCAGAGAAAGGAAUAGUAACAAAACUGCCUACAAGUAUUGAACCAAAGAGCAGUUCAGAUUCAAUACAAGUUGAAUUGAAUUGCCCAAUAAGUUGAUGUAACAACACAGUAAGUUGAAAUAAAAGUACCAUUAGGGAACGCUAUGCUCUGCUGGUCUGCUACUGUUAUAAUAUUUAGAGACAGAGACAGAGGAAUCUGUUGCUGCCUUAUCGUCUUUUAUUCUAGUAAGGAAUCUUGGGCCGAUGCAGUGAGAUCAUUUGGUCUAAAUAAGGCAUUUGUUCGUACA